AUGAGUUUCCAAAGCACCAGCAGUGGGACGGAAAACACACCAAAGACCAUGCUUUGGGGCGGCGAGCUCAAUCAGGACAAGCAGACUUGCACCUUUAAACCCCAAGUGGAGAGGAGGGACAGCUGUAAACUGUUGCUCAGCACGAUCUGCUUGGGGGAGAAAGCCAAAGAGGAGGUGAAUCGCGUGGAAAUCCUGCCCUCAGCAAACCAGGAAGACAGAAAACUGCCAGUCACCAUUGCCUCCCUGAAGGCCUCUGUCCUGCCUAUGGUCACAAUGACAGGUGUGGAGCUUUGUCCCCCAGUGACUUUCCGGCUCCGGGCUGGUUCAGGACCUGUGUUCCUCAGUGGCCAGGAAUGUUAUGAGACUUCAGACCUACCCUGGGAAGAUGACGAGGAAGAUGAGGAAGAGGAGGGGGAAGAGGAGGAGGAGGAAGAAGAUGAAGAUGUGGAUUUGGAUUUAUCAAUAGAAGAGACACCUACCAAACAAGUCAAAAGGGCUGCUCCCCACAAGCAGAUGAGCCUGGCUAAGAAAAAAAAGCUAGAAAAAGAGGAGGAGGCAGCAAGGCCCGGCCCUCCGGAAAAGAGCCUCUGGAGGAAGGGGAAGGCUACACCCAAACCUAGGAAGUCAGCAUCCAAGAAAUGA
Messenger RNA from Microtus oregoni (creeping vole), 642 nucleotides. RefSeq names its product nucleophosmin/nucleoplasmin 2 (gene Npm2). Gene Ontology annotation, molecular function: histone binding; chromatin binding; RNA binding. Gene Ontology annotation, biological process: positive regulation of DNA replication; chromatin remodeling. The coding region runs from base 1 to 642 and encodes 213 amino acids. The transcript is spliced from 8 exons. The record is from RefSeq and is a predicted model, not a curated record. NCBI's taxonomy places the organism in Eukaryota, Metazoa, Chordata, Mammalia, Rodentia, Cricetidae. Gene Ontology annotation, cellular component: nucleoplasm; nucleolus; cytoplasm.